CAAUUCCCCAGCAGUGUUCGGCCGCGGAGAUCCUUAAGCAGCCAAGAUGCCUGAAGUCGCUCACAAUGGAGAGGAGGAGGUGGAGACAUUUGCCUUCCAGGCGGAGAUUGCGCAGCUCAUGUCCCUCAUCAUCAACACCUUCUACUCCAACAAAGAAAUCUUCCUGCGAGAGUUGAUCUCCAACGCCUCCGACGCCCUGGAUAAGAUCCGAUACGAGAGUCUGACCGAUCCCUCCAAGCUGGACAGCGGCAAAGACCUGAAGAUCGACAUCAUUCCCAACCGCCAGGAGCGCACACUGACUGUCAUCGACACCGGGAUUGGCAUGACCAAGGCCGACCUCAUCAACAACCUGGGAACCAUCGCCAAGUCCGGCACCAAGGCUUUCAUGGAGGCCCUGCAGGCUGGUGCUGACAUCUCUAUGAUUGGUCAGUUCGGUGUGGGUUUCUAUUCUGCGUACUUGGUGGCAGAGAAGGUCUUGGUCAUCACCAAACACAACGAUGAUGAACAGUACGCGUGGGAAUCCUCCGCCGGCGGCUCUUUCACCGUGAAGACUGACCAUGGUGAGCCCAUUGGCCGUGGUACCAAAGUCAUCCUCUACCUGAAGGAAGAUCAGACAGAGUACCUGGAGGAGAAACGUGUCAAGGAAACCGUGAAGAAACACUCGCAGUUCAUUGGCUACCCAAUCACCCUCUAUCUGGAGAAGGAGAGGGAAAAGGAGAUCAGCGACGAUGAGGCAGAGGAGGAGAAAGAGGAAGAAAAGAAGGAAGAGGAGGGAGAGAACGACAAACCUAAAAUAGAGGACGUGGGCUCCGAUGAGGAAGAGGAGGGGAAGGACAAGAAGAAAAAGACAAAGAAGAUCAAGGAGAAGUACAUCGACCAGGAGGAGCUGAACAAAACCAAGCCCAUCUGGACCCGUAACCCAGACGACAUCACCCAGGAAGAGUACGGAGAGUUCUACAAGAGCCUGACCAAUGACUGGGAGGAUCACUUGGCUGUGAAGCACUUCUCUGUGGAGGGGCAACUGGAGUUCCGCGCUCUGCUCUUCAUUCCCCGCCGCGCCCCCUUUGAUCUGUUUGAGAACAAGAAGAAGAAGAACAACAUCAAGCUGUACGUGCGCCGCGUCUUCAUCAUGGAUAGCUGCGACGAGCUGAUCCCAGAGUAUCUGAACUUCAUUCGCGGGGUGGUGGAUUCUGAGGAUCUGCCCUUGAACAUUUCCCGUGAGAUGCUGCAGCAGAGCAAGAUCCUGAAGGUGAUCCGCAAGAACAUUGUCAAGAAGUGCCUGGAGCUCUUCACCGAGCUGGCCGAGGACAAGGAGAACUACAAGAAGUUUUACGAGGCUUUCUCCAAGAACCUGAAGCUCGGCAUCCACGAGGAUUCUACCAACCGCAAGAAGCUGUCUGAGCUCCUCAGGUACCACACUUCCCAGACAGGCGACGAGAUGGCCUCCCUAACAGAGUAUGUGUCCCGUAUGAAGGAGAACCAGAAAAGCAUCUACUACAUAACUGGUGAGAGCAAGGACCAGGUGGCCAACUCCGCCUUCGUGGAGCGGGUGAGGAAGCGUGGCUUCGAGGUGGUCUACAUGACUGAGCCCAUCGACGAGUACUGCGUGCAGCAGCUGAAGGAGUUCGACGGGAAGACGCUGGUGUCUGUGACCAAGGAGGGCCUGGAGCUGCCAGAGGACGAGGAAGAGAAGAAGAUGAUGGAAGAGAACAAGACCAAAUUUGAGAGUUUGUGCAAACUGAUGAAGGAAAUUCUGGACAAGAAAGUAGAGAAGGUCACCGUGUCCAACAGACUCGUCUCCUCUCCCUGCUGUAUCGUCACCAGCACCUACGGCUGGACCGCCAACAUGGAGCGCAUCAUGAAAGCGCAAGCUCUGCGGGACAAUUCCACCAUGGGCUACAUGAUGGCUAAGAAGCACUUGGAGAUCAACCCCGAGCACCCCAUCGUGGAGACCCUGAGGCAGAAAGCGGAAACCGACAAGAACGACAAAGCAGUGAAGGACCUGGUGGUGCUGCUCUUCGAGACCGCGCUGCUGUCAUCCGGCUUCUCCCUGGACGACCCCCAGACGCACUCAAACAGGAUCUACAGGAUGAUCAAGCUGGGUCUGGGUAUUGAUGAUGACGAUGCAACAGUGGAGGAAACUUCCCCCUCGGUGGCAGACGAGAUCCCACCCCUAGAGGGCGACGAAGAUGCUUCUCGCAUGGAGGAAGUCGACUAAUCGGUUUGCUGCCCGCUCGUCCUGCCCCCUCCCACCCGCGUAUGUGCACUGUCUGUAACUCGGUAGGGGGGCGACUUCUCCCUUGGACUCUAAAUAUCACAUGAUACUGGGGAUGGACUUCCCUCCUUAUAGAAUAUAUUUGGGGGAGCUUCAAGACUGAUGGCUGCUGACUUUAACCCUUUCCUCUGCACCCCCCUUGUUGUGUUCCAGUCUGAGCAGUUAGUUAUGUAAGUUAUUGUAGCAGUAUGGCAGCUAGCUUGGCUUGAGGUAGCCCUGAGUUAGUGGCCCGCUGUUAGCCAGCUGCUGGGGGGGGGGGUCUGUUUGACUCUCUCAAUGCACCUUACAGGCCCCCCCUCUAAUCCUACCCUCUGCCACUAUUGUAAUGGGCGUGUCCCUCUGUGCCCCCCCUGAGGCACGGGGGGUACUUACUGGGAAGCUUUAGAGACCCCCCUGCUGCCUUCUCCCAUUCACUUGCAUGGGGGGGGCGAUUGAAUGUGCUGGUGUUUGCAAAUAGAAACGCCAGGCCAGUCUGGGGGGGUGAGGUACUUCUGCCCAAUGCUACCUCAAUCUGUAGCACCCCCAAAUCUGCUGAGUGGUAGCCCCCAUCUCUCUGACUGGAAUCUCGUGCCCCCGCCCCCAGGAUGUCUUGAAUGCUGAGACCCCACCCCCAUCCUACACAUCUCUCUAUCGAGAGCCUCAAUACGGAACUUUAUUUUAUUUUUUGUUGUUGUAAAGUUGAGAAAUGUUGCGCAAAAUAAAGAUCUUUUUACAGUGAAA
Molecule: messenger RNA, 2995 nt
Organism: Xenopus tropicalis (tropical clawed frog)
Lineage: Eukaryota; Metazoa; Chordata; Amphibia; Anura; Pipidae
Gene: hsp90ab1
Product: heat shock protein 90kDa alpha family class B member 1
Biological process (GO): protein folding
Cellular component (GO): cytoplasm
Molecular function (GO): ATP binding; ATP hydrolysis activity; ATP-dependent protein folding chaperone
Source: RefSeq, marked provisional